UGCAGACCCCCAAAGCCACCACGGGUCUGCCGAACGCUUCCUGGAACCGGCCUUGGCAACAGAUUGAAGACGCCCCGCCACCCUAUAUCUUGGCGUGGUGACCUCCGCUAGCCGGUACCAUCCUUCCCAGGGGCGGGGAUCUUGGCGGCCCCGCCCUCUGACCCCUGGCCUGACCCUCCUCCAAAGCGCGCAGAGGCGACUCGGAGUCCCCAGUCCGGGCCCCGCCCCGGCCCGGUCCAGCCCCGCCCGGCGGCAGGUUAAGAGCCCCCCAGAGCCGGGCGCUCCGGACAGACGGUCACCUGUGGGGGGGUGAGCCGAUUUGAUUGUCAUGGCGACGGCGCAGGCGGCCAGAGCCCUGCGGGCCGCCACUGUGAGCAGGAGGCUGCGCGACCCUCGAAGCACUUGGGGUGCCCGGCGGCUGAGUAGCAGCGCGUGGAGGCGGGCGGCGAGGGGCGCUAGCCCCGGGCGCCGGCUCAGCACGGCCCAGGCGCCCGCGCAGCCCCCGCUGGAGGAGGCGGAAGGCGCGGAGGACAACGCCCAGCCUCCCGCCUCCAAGGAGCCGUCGUGGGCGCCAUCCUCCACGCCCUCCAUGCUCCCCGAGUCCCCUGAAACCCCGACUGGCCGCUCGCUGGUGCAGCGGGACAUCCAGACCUUCCUGAACCAGUGCGGGGCCAGCCCGAGGGAGGCGCGCCACUGGCUCACGCAGUUCCAGAGCUACCACUGUUGCGCGGACAAGCCCUUCGCCGUCAUCGAGGACCAGGAAGGGGCGCGGCCGAGCCGGGAGGAGUGCCCAGCCGGGGUGGAUGAGGAGGUGCUCAAGUGCCGGCAGGCCGUGUCCAGCCUGGCCUUCGCCCUGGCCUUCCUGCAGCGCAUGGACAUGAAGCCUCUGGUGGUGCUGGGGCUGCCUGCCCCCACGGCGCCCUCAGGCUGUCUCUCCUUCUGGGAGGCCAAGGCCCAGCUCGCCCAGAGCUGCAAAGUGCUGGUGGAUGCGCUGCGGCACAACGCCGCCACAGCUGUGCCCUUCUUUGGCGGCGGGUCGGUGCUGGGAGCUGCCGAGCCAGCCCCCCAUGCCAGCUAUGGCGGCAUCGUCUCGGUGGAGACGGACUUACUGCAGUGGUGCCUGGAGUCUGGCAGCAUCCCCAUCCUGUGCCCCAUUGGGGAGACGGCCGCGCGCCGCUCCGUGCUCCUCGACUCGCUGGAGGUGACCGCGGCGCUCGCCAAGGCGCUGCAGCCCACAAAAAUCAUCUUCCUCAACGUCACAGGCGGCCUGCGGGACAGCAGCCACAAGGUCCUGAGUAACGUGAAUCUGCCCGCCGACCUGGACCUGGUGACCAACGCCAAGUGGGUGAGCACCAAAGAACGGCAGCAGAUGCGGCUCAUCGUGGACGUCCUCAGCCGCCUGCCCCACCACUCCUCCGCCGUCAUCACGGCCGCCAGCACGCUGCUCACCGAGCUUUUCAGCAACAAGGGGUCCGGGACUCUGUUCAAGAACGCCGAGCGGAUGCUGAGAGUGCGGAGCCUGGACAGCCUAGAGCAGCGCCGCCUGGUGGCCCUGCUCAAUGCCAGCUUCGGCAAGAAGCUUCGGGAGGACUACCUGGCCUCGCUGCGCCCGCGGCUGCACUCCAUCUAUGUCUCUGAGGGGUACAACGCGGCUGCCGUUCUGACCAUGGAGCCGGUGCUGGGGGGCACCCCAUACCUGGACAAGUUCGUGGUGAGCUCCAGCCGCCAGGGCCAGGGAUCCGGCCAGAUGCUGUGGGAGUGCCUGCGGCGAGACCUGCAGACGCUUUUCUGGCGCUCCCGUGUUACCAACCCCAUCAACUCCUGGUACUUCAAGCACUGUGAUGGCAGCUUCUCCAACAAGCAGUGGAUCUUCUUCUGGUUCGGCCUGGCUGAUAUCCGGGACUCCUAUGAGCUGGUCAACCAUGCCAAGGGGCUGCCGGACUCCUUCUGCAAGCCAGCUUCUGAUUCAGGCAGCUGACCUUCACCAUGGGCCCUACAGGCCCUGGGACAGCCAGGGUGGACCAAAAGCCAUGCCUGCUGGGGAAGGCCCCAGGCAGCCACGGGCAGGACCAGGCUUGUUGGCUAAGUAAUCUGCAGAAGAGGAAGCAGUCUCGACGCGACUCUGUCCAGAUGGGGACGCCAAAGGGACAAUGGAAGGAAAAGGGUCAGCCUAAGACCCCUACUUGCCCCAGAGCCACAACCAGCUGGCCUUCAAUAUUCAGCCUAGAGAUUGGGGGGUGGUUGGGAAGUUGCCAAAAAAGGUCUCCACUGAAUGCUUACCAUAAGGGUGGGCUAGUUUCUGUGGCCUCAGUGCUGUGUUUUGAGGCCCCCUUGCCCAAAAUAUCACCCUCCCCACCUGCCUGUUAUUCCACCACUCAUUUAAAUUCCUUUGGGUUUUACAGCUUUUCAGGAGGACUCUAUUAAAACACAGAGCUUUGUCUGAGAA
Messenger RNA from Choloepus didactylus (southern two-toed sloth), 2446 nucleotides. RefSeq names its product N-acetylglutamate synthase (gene NAGS). Gene Ontology annotation, cellular component: mitochondrial matrix. Gene Ontology annotation, biological process: L-arginine biosynthetic process; glutamate metabolic process. NCBI's taxonomy places the organism in Eukaryota, Metazoa, Chordata, Mammalia, Pilosa, Megalonychidae. The record is from RefSeq and is a predicted model, not a curated record. The transcript is spliced from 8 exons. Bases 329 to 1978 code for a protein of 549 amino acids. Gene Ontology annotation, molecular function: arginine binding; L-glutamate N-acetyltransferase activity, acting on acetyl-CoA as donor.